This is a messenger RNA of Stylonychia lemnae, 456 nucleotides long. The record is from the annotation of a GenBank genome assembly. Lineage: Eukaryota; Ciliophora; Spirotrichea; Sporadotrichida; Oxytrichidae.
AUGGGAUUUUUGCAUUUGGAAUAUUCGGAAGGAGUGGACGCUGUGUAUGUUUGUAAGAACUGUAACACCCACUUGACUACCCCGUAUGAUAUCGUCUCGAGAACUUUUCACGGCAAAACUGGGAAGGCAUAUCUCUUCUCUAAUGUAAUGAAUGUUUAGACAGGACCCGCUGAAGAUAAGCAUUUAUCAACUGGCUUGCACUAAGUCAGAGAUAUAUACUGCAAACAAUGCUUGCAAGUUGUUGGUUGGACUUAUGACUUAGCCUAUGUUGAAUCUGAAAAGUACAAGGAGGGUAAAUCUGUGAUUGAGAAGUUUUAUAUUAAGAAAAAGUACGUGAACACAUACACGACAACAAAGGACGAGAAAAAUUUAUAGAGUCAGCACAACACCAGCCAAAUGUCUAUUUCAACAGCUGGUAUUUCAGCAAGGUCUACCAUUCUCAGAUCCACAACGUGA